Messenger RNA from Camelus dromedarius (Arabian camel), 1009 nucleotides. RefSeq names its product olfactory receptor 8B3-like. Gene Ontology annotation, biological process: G protein-coupled receptor signaling pathway; sensory perception of smell. NCBI's taxonomy places the organism in Eukaryota, Metazoa, Chordata, Mammalia, Artiodactyla, Camelidae. Gene Ontology annotation, molecular function: odorant binding; olfactory receptor activity; G protein-coupled receptor activity. Gene Ontology annotation, cellular component: membrane. The record is from RefSeq and is a predicted model, not a curated record.
AUGGCUCCUGGAAACGAUUCUUUCGUGACUGAAUUUAUUCUAGUGGAGUUAACAGACCAUCGAGAUCUCCAAGUUCCCUUGUUUAUCCUGUUUCUAGUAAUGUAUAUAGUCACUGUGUUGGGAAAUUUGGGCUUGAUAACUCUAAUUGGGCUGAAUUCACACCUACACACCCCCAUGUACUUUUUCCUCUUUAACUUGUCCUUUAUAGAUCUUUGCUUUUCUUCAGUAUUUACACCAAAAAUGCUGAUGAAUUUCGUGUCAAAGAAGAAUAUUAUUUCUUACAUGGGGUGCAUGACUCAGCUCUACUUUUUCUUUUUUGUCAUUUCUGAAUGCUACGUGUUGACAUCAAUGACCUAUGAUCGCUAUGUGGCCAUCUGUAAGCCACUGUUGUAUAACAUUACCAUGUCCCGUGCAGUGUGUUCUAGGCUUGUUUUUGGUUCAUACUCGAUGGCGUUUUCUGGCAGUAUGGCUCACACUGGAUGCAUGUUGAGACUGUCCUUCUGUGAUGCAAAUACCAUCAACCACUACUUCUGUGACAUCCUCUCUCUGCUCCAGCUCUCCUGCACCAGCACCUACAUCAAUGAGAUGGUGGUUUUCAUCGUGGUGGGCAUCAACAUCAUUGUGCCCAGUCUCACCAUCUUUGUCUCAUAUGGUCUCAUCCUCUCCAGCAUCUUUCGCAUCAGCUCCACAGAAGGCAGGUCCAAAGCCUUCAGCACCUGCAUUUCCCACAUUAUUGCUGUUUCUCUGUUCUUUGGAUCAGGUUUAUUUAUGUAUCUCAAACCAUCUUCCGCUGAGUCAAUGGAUGAGGGAAAAAUAUCUUCUGUCUUUUAUACUAAUGUGGUUCCCAUGAUGAACCCCUUAAUCUACAGUUUGAGGAACAAAGAUGUUAAAAUUGCUCUGAGAAAAACUCUGAGGAGAAGAAAGUUUUGACAAAUCAGUCUCGGUGCAGGUAGUCAUAGGAGAUGAGAUUCCCUUUGUUGCAGCCUUCUUGUCCUGUUUCUUUCUCACC